CCCGCCUCCGCCUUGUGUGUGUGGAGUUUGCAUGUUCUCCCUGUGCCUCGGGGGUUUCCUCCGGGUACUCCGGUUUCCUCCCCGGUCCAAAGACAUGCAUGGUGCUCAGUAUCCUUCUGUGGUUUCUGGUGAUCCUCUCCUUCACCCUGUGUUCUCUCUCAGGAUCUCUGAAGACCACUCAACACCAUGAACUGGGCAUUCCUUCAGGGUCUCCUAAGCGGGGUCAACAAAUUCUCGACUGCGUUCGGGCGCAUCUGGCUGUCUGUGGUGUUUUUGUUCCGUGUCAUGGUGUUUGUGGUGGCUGCGGAGAAGGUGUGGGGUGAUGAUCAGAAGGAUUUCAUUUGUAACACGGCACAGCCAGGCUGCCACAACGUCUGCUACGACCACUUCUUCCCGGUCUCACAUAUUCGCCUGUGGGCACUUCAGCUGAUCUUUGUGACGUGUCCAUCACUGCUGGUGGUGCUUCACGUGGCGUACCGCGAGGAACGUGAGCGCAAGCACCGCGCAAAGUUUGGCGAAAGCUGCAAACGCCUUUACCAGAACACAGGCAAGAAGCGUGGCGGACUCUGGUGGACCUACGUGCUUACUUUAGUCUUCAAGAUGGGUGUCGAUUGUGCCUUUAUCUACCUGGUGUACUACCUGUACGAGGGUUAUGACUUCCCGCCGCUGGUGAAGUGUUCGGAGACGCCGUGCCCCAACACGGUGGACUGCUUUAUCUCGAGACCCACCGAGAAGAGGAUCUUCACACUCUUCAUGGUGGUCAGCAGUCUGGUGUGCAUCCUUCUCUCAUUCUGUGAGAUCCUUUACCUGGUUUGCAAGCGAUGCCAUGAAGGUGUCCAGAUGCUCAGGGGUUCUAGGCAGGUAGCUCGUGCUACGUCCAUUCACAGCAUCAAGAACCCGAAUUCACUGAUGGAUAGCGAUAAGCUGGUGGGAAAAGUGCCAUCGUACACUGUCUCAAUGGCACGAUGAAGAAAUACAUAUUUAAACUGGAGAGGAACUGGAAAAGAACCUGAGAUAAACUUAAUAAAAAGGCGUAUAGUGACCAGUUAUGGCUUUACUAAAGGGGUUUUGCAAUCCUGAAGUGGGAUUGGGAAUGAGAACUGGUUUAAUCUUGAAAAGCUUGAUCUCAAAGAAUGAGAUGAACUUAAAAAAUUCAUCCAAACUUUAAUGUGUCAGGAGGCGGUUUUAUACAGUAGGUGGGUUUGUUCAUCAUAUCAUUGAGAAUAGGGUGUAGCUCUGUUAUGAAUUCAUUUAACAUGCAGCUGCAGGUCCUGUCAAGCUUUUUUUUCUUUUCAGUGCCCUGUUGUUAUGAAGAGGUUUGGGCUGUGAUUCAACUUAAACCAGGAUGAAAAGCAGGCAAGGCCCUCGGUUUAAACUUAAAACCGCCGCUCUCUCGUUCUCUCAGAAAAGAGAAGCGUGUAAAUAAUGAAUGACGAUCGUCCCACACCCUAAAGCAACCACGUGGCAUUGUUCUUUUCAUGCUGUAUUUAAAAAAAAUAAAAAUGCACCGUUUUAUUCUGUGUAUAUGUUUAAACUGUAAAAAAAACAAAAAACCAAACAAAUCUAAGGUACCGAAUGCUAGCUGUCAUUUCAUACAUAAUAUAAGGCAUAAAGCGACAGCUGUGUGUAAUGCAGCGUCUUAAAAGUGCGUACGUCUCAGAAGGUUCAUCGUUCAGGAUCACUAAUGUUAUACGAAUGGGAUAAUUGUUUAUCCUGCAGCAUGCAUGAGAAAUAAGGAGAAAACUGUUUGGUGUGUUUGAGAGUUUAAACCUGAUGACAAAUGAUACACAAACUAAGAACACAUCUGUGUUAGAAGCAACUCUUAUUUUGGCAAGGCAUGUCAACUAGAAGCCUUGUGUAACUACUAAAGACAAUUCACCACUUGUGGAAUCUGAACUAAAGAAGCUGAUGACUCAUCUGCACCAUUACAUCUGACUCUGCUUUGCCUUUGGAAGAAAUCUGAAUCCUUUGGCGCCCAGAGGUCGUCGCCUGAAAGGUGCUUUUUUUUUUUUUUAAUGCUGAAACAUCCGUCAAUACGUGUAAAACGACAUUCCUAUGAGAACAAACACACACUUACACACCCCACACACACAAACACACCACACACACUUACACACACACACACUUACACACACACAUACACACACAAACACACAGAUACACACAAACACACUCACAUACACACACACAAACACACAUACUUACACACACACAACCCCACUCAUACUUGUGAACUAUAUGUUCUUUUUUUUUUUUUUAAUUAAAUUUUUCUAUUUUUAAUUAAAAUAUUUUCUUGAACUGUUUACUGUUUCAUUGAGGAUGUAAACAAAGAUUUUACUGCCAAGUCUGCUGACUCCUCUUUUUUUUUGCACAACUGUUUGUCAUUCCAGAUGUAAUUUUAUAUACAAAAUGUUAUAUUUUUUCUGUGUGCAAUUCUUCAUGCGUUGUGUUUUUAAUACGUAAUUCGAUUUCCUCAGUUAUCGCAUUUAUGGAAAGAAACUUAAACGCAGAAUUAUGUUGUAAAUUCCUGCGUUCCUCAAGCCACAAGCUGUAGGUUCUCAGGGAUACCUAAUGUGCCUUGUAGGUAAUUACAAAAAUGCUGUGGUGUGUGUGAGUGUGUGUGUGUGUGUGUGUGUGUGUGUGUGUGUGUGUGUGUGUGUGUGUGUGUGUGUGUGUGUGUGUGUGUGUGUGUGAGUGGUUAUGUAAAAAAAGGCAUGCGAUUCAGAAAUCUGAGGUCUCCAACUAUCUGUGCAUGAGGAGAACUGUGUCAAAUCCUCAGUAAACAAGUCUUCCAGAUGUUAGGAAGAGAAGAAUGAUUUUUUUUCCUCCUCUGAAUGUAAACCAACCUCAGUUUGUAUUUCCUGUGUUUGGUGUUCAUCUUCUCAACAUUGCUAUUUUUAAAACUAUGUGCGGCCUGAAAUGUUUCUCGAUUAAAGCGAGUUUUGUACUUUAUUAA
Molecule: messenger RNA, 2956 nt
Organism: Tachysurus vachellii
Lineage: Eukaryota; Metazoa; Chordata; Actinopteri; Siluriformes; Bagridae
Gene: gjb10
Product: gap junction protein beta 10
Exons: 2
Coding region: 187-969 (260 amino acids)
Biological process (GO): cell communication
Cellular component (GO): connexin complex
Source: RefSeq, a predicted model, not a curated record